GGAGAUAUAAGAACAGGGCCAGGGAGGGUGGCGGGUGGGAGGGAGCAGAGUGACUGACACAGACAGAUACAAUGAAUCCCCAGCUUGCCUGGAUCCUUCUGUGUACCUUGGUAGGAUCUGCCUUGGGAAACCGCAUGAGGUGCUAUGACUGUGGUGGAGGCUCCAGUAGCUCCUGCAAGGAGACAGUGACCACCUGCAGCGAGGGCGAACAUUGUGGCUUCCUGGACCGCAAACCCCAACCAAGUAUGGGACAGACCAAGCUACCUGGAAACCCCUCAGUAACCUUGAUUCAUCACCAUCCAGCCUGUGUAGCUGCUCAUCACUGCAAUCAAGUGGAAACAGAGUUGGUGGGAGACGUGACUUAUACAACCCACAGAGACUGCUGUGCUGGAGACCUGUGCAACAGUGCUGUGUCGAGCUCAGUGGCAUCAUCAUGCAUCUUGGCUGCAGCAGCCACCACCCUGGCCUGGCUCUUGCCAGGACUUUGGGGAAGGUAGUGGCCAUAAGAAAAGUAAAGGGUAGGGAACAAUAGAUGCAUGAGCUGGGGAGAUAAGCACUCCUCUGUGAGCCAUUAAAGUCUAUGACUACUCUAGAA
Erinaceus europaeus (western European hedgehog) is the source of this 595-nucleotide messenger RNA. It is a transcript of the gene LY6G6D, whose product is annotated as lymphocyte antigen 6 family member G6D. The record is from RefSeq and is a predicted model, not a curated record. The transcript has 3 exons. Gene Ontology annotation, molecular function: acetylcholine receptor inhibitor activity. Gene Ontology annotation, biological process: acetylcholine receptor signaling pathway. Gene Ontology annotation, cellular component: external side of plasma membrane. Bases 72 to 497 code for a protein of 141 amino acids. Lineage: Eukaryota; Metazoa; Chordata; Mammalia; Eulipotyphla; Erinaceidae.